UCGAGUAAUUUCUACGAAUGAUUUAUUUUCAAGCUAAUACCAUCAUCAAAGAGAUAUUUGAUGAAAGAGUAAAUAUCCCACGACAUAUUUUUGAGUUUGUGGCUUAUGAUCAAUUUGACGGACGUUCAACAAAGUGCUUAGCAGAUAUUAUUGGUGUUGUUGUUGGCUCUCGACGUCCAGUUGUCGUCGGUGACAAAUCCUUAAAUUGUAUGAAGUUAUACCUUCAAGAUUUAAGUGAUAGGUUAAUAAUUGUUAGUUUGUGGGACAAGUUUGUUUCUGAAUUUGAAGAGAAGUGCUUAACUUUGAGAAACGAACCUCGAGUUGUUAUACUUACUUCUUUAAAAGCGAAGAGUUUUCAAGGUGAGAUCUCACUUUCUACCUCAAAAUCAACUAAAAUUUACAUAGACGAGACAAUUUCAGAAAUAAUUCAAUUCAAGUCAAGUUUAGUGCAUAGGUUGUCGAGUGGAUCUAAUUCUUCCAAGUUUAAAAAAACAAUUGCCGAGAUGAAACAGCUUUAUCAAUCAGCUAUCAACAAGGGUGAGUCCUAUUUGGUUACAGCUACUGUUGUUGACAUACGAACUGGUUAUGGAUGGUGGUAUGCAUCUUGUGGUGGUAUAUGUAGGAAGAGGGUUGUUCCUACGGAAAGCUCUAUGUUAUGUCCUAAUUGCAACAAACUUGUUCAAUGUCCUCAACCAAGAUUUCGUGUUUACGUUGAUGUGGAAGAUUUGAAUGGGUCUGCAACCUUUCUCUUGUUUGAUGAUGUUGUUUCUAACUUUUUGAAAGUCACCGCCGGUGAAUUGGUUUCUUCUCAAUCAAAUGAAAACACUGAUGAUUAUGUCUUACCCCCUGUGUUAAGCAACCUCAUUGGAUCAAGCUUUGAUUUUGAAUUAAGAGCUGGUUGUCAAAAAAAUUAUGGUGAUCUUAAGCAUUUUGUUGUUAGUGGAAUGAGUGGGAUUACAAUUGCAUCUACUAACUUGAAAAAGAUUGAAGCAAGUGUUUCUAAUUCAUUGAUUGAUGGUUCAACUAUUAAGCAUGCUGGCAAAGGGGAAGGUUUUGAGAUAAAGUAUACUUCUAAGGAAAUGGCUGAUCCUCAGUUACUUGAUGUAGACGUGGUUGAGCAAAGGGUCGCGAAGAAGAGAAAAAAAGGGGUUGUUGAUAUGGCUACUUCGGAUGAUUCUCUUACUUCCAACGGUGUUGACGUGAAUGAUAGAUAAAUUGUUGAUUACUUCUUUACAGGUUAUAGCGUUCUAUUCUAUACUAUUUUGGUAUUGUUUGAUUUGGUUACUUUGGAUGAUUCUUUUGCUUCCAAUGAUGCUUAUUUAACUAUGGAUAAAUGGUUGGCUAUUUUUUAAAGGGUUAGUGUCA
Messenger RNA from Durio zibethinus, 1365 nucleotides. NCBI's taxonomy places the organism in Eukaryota, Viridiplantae, Streptophyta, Magnoliopsida, Malvales, Malvaceae. The record is from RefSeq and is a predicted model, not a curated record.